CCAACCUCGAUGAGCAUCUUAGCUCACUGAGCAGAAACAGUAUCCUUUGUCUUCUCUGGAUCGGGAGAUAUAACAGAGAGCAGCGUAAGGUUUACUUCUGACGCACUCCAUCCUCCGCCCCUCCCCCCUCCCCAAAUGCCAAGGACCAUCACUUGCCAAAAAAAAUUCUACACUUACAGCCACAGGUGCUCAAAGGAGGGUAGAUCAGUCCUCAGGCUGACAGAGUUGAUACACAUGUAUUGCCUAUGAUUAAUCUUGAUGAAUACAAUGUAAACAGCAGGCCGGCUGACCAAAUUCUUCAACUGGUCCCUCUGAGGCGCUGAUAGGAGCGAAGAAUGAUGGGGGCAUUGACUCAAUGCAACCCCCAGGGGGAAGAGGUGGCCAACUCAGAGAAAUCCCAGAAUUCUUUGCAGCUCAGCCAGGAGAAUCGAUGGGACUGGAUGAAGAGAGUCUGUCUGAGGGCAAGCUACAGUGUUCUCCUUUGUGUCCUGUCCCAGAUCCUGGUCCUCUGGGUUGUGUAUCUAUGCCAGGGUUAUGGUCUGUUUGCAGCUGGACAGAAGGUCCUUAGUCUCUUGCAAUACUUAGUGAAGCCUGCAACUGCUUUCCCAGAUACCAAGGAUCUCUUACCUUUGCAGCAAGGUUUUUGGGAUACAGAGAACUGCUGCCCUCUCCUGGCAACAGCUAUACUGGGAACUGUGCUGACAGGCUCUGGAAUCCUCUAUUGUCUGAAAACAGUCAUUCGCCAAUUCCCACCAGACGCAAGGCGUCAGUCAAUGAGUCGACAGCCCUCCUUUACCUAUUCAGAGUGGCCUGAAGAAAAGAUUGAUGAAAUCAUUGACGCAGUAGCUCAGGAUCAUGAGCAGGACGAUAUAGAGGGUCAAGUCUUUUUACAGUCUGAGAGUCAGGAACAGGUGGAAAACCUGAUUCAGGGCCUUGAAAGCUCCACAGAUUCAACAUCAGAGUUAGUGGAUCAGUCAACACUUGCAGUUAAACCAGUUGGACUUCAGGAGAGGAGAGGCUCCAAUGUAUCCCUUACUCUGGAUAUGUGUACACCAGGAAGUGAAGAAGCUGAUGGGCAGGUGCUGUCACCCAGGGAGCAAUCUGCAUGCGAAUACUUGCAAACAGCGUCAAAUCUACUCACUUCAGAGAUACUGCAUGAACGGGCCAUGGACUCUUUCUCGCUCCAGAGAGAGUUCCUUGAAAUACCAAUGAAUUUUGUUGACCCAAAGGAAUUUGAUAUUCCAGGUUUCGGGCUGAAGAAUCGCUAUAAGACAAUUCUCCCAAAUCCUCACAGCAGAGUGUGCCUUACCAUUAACAAAACAGAGGAUCCACUUAGUUCAUACAUUAAUGCUAACUACAUUAGGGGCUAUGGAGGGGAGGAAAAAGUAUACAUUGCUACUCAGGGACCAACUGUGAACACAGUGUCGGAUUUUUGGACAAUGAUUUGGCAGGAGCGGUCAACUAUUGUCGUCAUGAUCACAAAUCUAGAGGAGAAGAAUGAGAAAUGUACAGUGUAUUGGCCUGAGGAUAAAGCCAAUUACCAAGGAAUCGAAGUGAUUGUAAACAGUGUCCAACACGCAGAUGACUACAGUUUGAGAAACAUUACCCUAAAGGAUGGUUUGGAGGAAAGACAUUUAAAGCACUACUGGUACACAUCAUGGCCUGAUCAGAAGACACCAGAUAAUGCUCGUCCACUUUUACAGCUGGUUCAGGAGGUUGAAGAGGCCAGACAGCAAGCUAAGAAGGACAAUAGCGGACCAGUGAUAGUCCACUGCAGUGCUGGCAUUGGAAGGACAGGCUGUUUCAUUGCCACCAGCAUCUGUUACAGAGAGCUGAAGUAUGCUGGUGUAGUUGAUAUACUGAGGACAACCUGUCAGCUAAGGAUAGACAGGGGAGGUAUGAUCCAGACAUGUGAGCAGUACCAGUUUGUACACCAUGCCCUGAGUCUGUGUGAGAGACAGCUAUCCCAACAAGCAGAAGAAUAAGCGACAGCCUGCCAACCAAGCAGCCAUGGACCAAAGUGGCACAAAAAUCUCCCUACCAAUAUGUUUUUAUGUCAUUUGUCAAACAAGCUGAUGCUAAAUGUGUGGGUAUGUGGUUUACAAAUGGAAUGGUUCAUUAUCACUGAAGUGGACUUCAUGAAUGUUAAGUGUCUGAGCCAUUUCAUUUUUAAAGAACAAUUUUUAAACUCAUGCAAUUGUGGAGAAGUUAAACUAUCAUAAGCGUGCGUACCUGUGUUUCAUGUCUGAAUAGAUAGAUACUUGUAACUCUCUCAAGAGCUACAAGUAAUUCACUUCAGUUUCUAAAGCAACAAGAUCACUGCGGUUCUCCCUCCAUUAGAUCGCAUAUAUCAGUUUACAUAAGAUAUACAGCACAGGAACAGGCCAUUUAGCCCAAGUUGUCUAUGUGGGAAUCAUGCUUCAUGCAGUGUUGAGAUAUUCAGUUGGAUGUUGAAUUGCCAAUACACCGUCUGAAGAUCAGGGAGUUCUUCCAUCCAAGUCUCCUUCCGCAAACUCGGCCAAAAACAAGGCAGACAAACAGGAGACUGCAAGAACACAGCAGGCCAGGCAGUGUCUGGAGGAAAGGAGCAGUCAACGUUGACCACUCCUCUCCUCCAGAUGCUGCCCGGUUUGUUGUUCUUCCAGCCUCCUGUUUGUCUACCUUGGAUUCCAGCAUCUGCAGUUUCAUUUUGUCUCCACCAAAAACAAACUGCAUUUUUGUGAGAAAUUACUGAGCACAUUUGGAUCAUUUCUGAGAAUUAGGACGAGGUGUUAUGUAAGUUUAAAUUCCUUUCAUUCAGCUCUACUUACUUCGGUAAAACAGAUUUUGAAAUCUCUAAUGAGAGGAAAUAAUGUUUACUUUUGAGAGUAUAAUUACUAAAAUGAUUUUAAUUCAAUCUAUUUUAUUACAUACUGUGUGCCAGAAAAUUGAUUGAAUGGCAUGUUAUAUGCGUUGAAGUUCUAAAUAUAUGUGCGUUUUGUUGUGAGGGUAAUUGUUUUUCUCCUUGAGUAAAACACCACCUUUGGCUAAGAGAACAGUUGAGUAAAACAUACCAGAGUCUUAUUAUUUAUUAUCUCAUCCAAAUUAUUAUAGAAGCCACAUGUUAUUUUGGAACUGACUAACUGGUGUUCAAUGUCUUUCCUGUCAUUUUACCAAGCUGAAACAGGUGAAAGUUUGUAGAAAGUAAAAUAAAUAUCUUCUAUAGGCACCUAUAUUAUGAUUUUAGUCCAAACGAUAUUGCAUUAAAAAUUGUCACAGUGUGAUAUGCUUUGAACUAUCGCUUUGACCCCAUCCCCAACGCCAGAUGUAUACAUGAGAUUGUGUUAGCCUAAACUGGAGGAUGAAUCACAGAUAACCAAAUCAACAAUGGCUCUCCGCUAAAAUCCUCCAAGCUGCAUUUUAAUUUUGAAGGAAAAUUUUUUUUUAUUGUUGGUGUUGGCCUGCUUGCAGUUAUUCCCUUGCUUGCUGUGAUUGGGAAGUCUUUAGAGCUUAUUAGCAGGGAAAGUAUAACAUUUUAGUUUGAUAAAUGAUGGGAUUAAUGCGCCUCAACUUCCUGGAAAUUGGUCAUGAUGAGAAAAUGCCAGCUAAUUGUUUGCUAAAACCCUGAGGUGAGAGUGCACCUUUGAAAUGAGAACAGUGCUUCUAUAGUUUUAGAGAAUUUAGAUGCCAAAGUAAAAUUUAAGAAAGGGAUAUUCCGUUCAAACCUCCCUUUAUGUUGAGUUGAAAUUCUCAUAACAAAUAUGAGAUUCCAAUGUAAAAACUGAAAGAAGUUGCUGGAAAAGCUCAGCAGGUCUGGCAACAUCUGUGAAGAAAAAUCAGUUAAGAUUUUGGGUCCAGUGACCUUUCCUCGGAACUUCCUCAUAAUAAAUAUGAGAUUCCAAUUUUCUUUGUGUCAAAAGAUGAAGGUCACACUGAAAUUAACAAUAGUGAUGUAAUGACUGAGUGUUUAAAGGAAUUACCUUGUGGUUCAAUUGGUCAAUAAUACAGGUUAGUGUAUAUUAAAACUUCUACUGUGUGAUUAGAGCAGUGUCAGAGUUAUCAUCCUGAAAUAUAAUGUGGCCAUUUCUUCCAACAGGAUUUCAAAGGUAUGACCCAUUGUUAUUUCACUUUUACAGUUAUGGUUCAUAUCCAGGCCAGAACAAAAGGUUGAAGGUCUCUGUUACUAGAUGGGAGGCUCCAAUAGGAAAACAAGUCAAAAUGUUUAAGGAAGAACAUACUAACAACACAAUAAUAACAAAAAUUGGAAAUGUCACAAAAUGAAACCCCGAGGAUGGUUGAUGUGGAAAAUGGAAAAAUGAAUAAUCGGGAUAGUGUGUGGAAUUUGUCUCAAAUUGAGAGAAGGAUGGAAUCUUGGUUGGAUAUACAAGAGGUUUUAGACUGAUUUUACCCAAACCGUAUCUGAGCGAGGAACAGUUGAUGUUGACUCUUGGUAUGAAUUCAGUGGUAAUUUAAUCAUCAGCAUUCAUGGUCAUCAACUUGAACUUUAGCAAGAAAACCUAUGAUAAAAGGAAUAAAUAAGUGAGUUUGUAGCCAUGCUCACCGGUGGGUUUGGCUGAAAAUGUUUCAUCCUCCUGCUAGGUAGCAUCGUCAGUGCCUUCAGUGAAGCAUUAGUGUU
Messenger RNA from Stegostoma tigrinum, 4615 nucleotides. It is a transcript of the gene ptpn5, whose product is annotated as protein tyrosine phosphatase non-receptor type 5. Gene Ontology annotation, molecular function: protein tyrosine phosphatase activity. The coding region runs from base 336 to 1985 and encodes 549 amino acids. The transcript is spliced from 13 exons. NCBI's taxonomy places the organism in Eukaryota, Metazoa, Chordata, Chondrichthyes, Orectolobiformes, Stegostomatidae. The record is from RefSeq and is a predicted model, not a curated record. Gene Ontology annotation, biological process: protein dephosphorylation.